Messenger RNA from Dibothriocephalus latus, 360 nucleotides. NCBI's taxonomy places the organism in Eukaryota, Metazoa, Platyhelminthes, Cestoda, Diphyllobothriidea, Diphyllobothriidae. The record is from the annotation of a GenBank genome assembly.
AUGGGCGAAGAAAGGUUCGGAUUGAGGGCUAAAGAGUGGAAACAUGUUCCUUCUGAUUGCCUGAGGUUCCACAUACCCUUCAACAAACUUUGCCAAGAGUGCUUUCUUAUUAGCCAGCGUCUGAAACAGGAUGCCGAAGUUCGAAGGCAAGCUAACCAUUCCAAGUUCGAGACUUGGGAAAAAUUCAGGAAGGUUGCUGAUAUGUUGGCGGCAAUGCAUCAAGCCGCCAAGAGAAGACUCUUCGAGGAGUUUGCAGCGGGUUACGAUGCCGGGGCCGCAAAGUUUUCUAGGGACUUUAUAAUGGAAGUUGAAGGCCUUUAUGGCCAACGCAAACUUCCGGCUUGCGGAGCGGUAUGUUAA